Linnemannia hyalina is the source of this 1485-nucleotide messenger RNA. The record is from the annotation of a GenBank genome assembly. NCBI's taxonomy places the organism in Eukaryota, Fungi, Mortierellomycota, Mortierellomycetes, Mortierellales, Mortierellaceae.
AUGGCAAUGCAAGGGACUCUCAACCUGGACUGCAUUGCCGCAGAUCCAUACUCGAGAUAUCUCUACGGGGUUGCGAGCGCCAACGAUGGUUCAUCCACCAACAACUACGGAUACAGAGAAUCGACCAUCAUCCUUGUCAGAUCCAACGCCAGUCCUACAAACCUGGCCACUCUCACUUGGGAAGUAUUCGCACAUACCAACAACAGCAAGGGUCUCUCGUACAGCUACCCGACCUUCACUUCUGUCGACUGUGCAGUGAACGGCAAUGGCGAGGUCACAGCCUUCUUUAGAAGCCCCUAUCGAACUACAUCGCCGGCGACCUUGCUACCAAUGGGGUUUAUCUAUAGCCCUGUUAGUGACACAUGGACCGCUAUCCGGGGUCCGUCCAUGUACGGAUGGACAUCCGACCGCCUCAUCCACAGGUCAUAUUACAUAAACUCUACAUACGGAAAUGCGUUACACUUCUUGACCAGCGAUGUUGGUCACCAGCUCACAAUUGCAGGUGUGGAGUACGAAACCAACAUACUCUGGCCCAACAGCUUUUUUGAGCUGAGAGAAGAAGUCAACGCGUUCAUCAGGCCGGAAACAGUGGACUUUGGAUGGAUCUACAACUCGUUCGACUACUCUCGCCAGGGCUUCUUUUCGACAAACAAGGGCCGGUCAACAAGGUUCAUGACAUACCACGGAGGGACGUUCUUCCUAAGCGGAACUUUUCCGCAGAACGAUUCUUGCCCGGUCAUUUUGACAGCCUCGGUUGGUACUCGACUUGGCGAACCUUGUGCAUACCAGGGUGUGUCUAAUCGUGGGACAUAUAUGGCUCAGCAUUAUGUAUUUGGCGGAGAUCGCAAUGGGAUGGCGUUCUUUGGUGGUGUCUUUGAGGUCGACAAUGUAUUCAAGAUAUACACGACUGAGAAGCAGGAGGGCAGGAAGUACUUCGAACACACUAUAAUCCGGAGCGACAAUUCCUCCAGCUUCUCGGUGGACCAGAACUGGCAGGUCGUAGGGGGUUUGAUCGAGGGACAGGAGCCAUUCGUGGUAGCCCUGACCUCUGUGGGACUAUACCAGUUCACUAUCUUUGGACAAGCUGCAGGAACAUUAGAGGGACCUUACAAGGUCAGGAUCCUGGACAACCUCAACACACUUGACAAUGGAGUUGAGUUGGAGCAGCAGCAGGAACAAAGCAGGAAGAUUAUCGGAGGGGUUGUAGGAGCGGUCGUGUUAAUGGCAGUGUUGGUGGUUGGAUGCUCCUUAUGGCGACGUGCACGGCGCAGGAAGCAAUUCCGCAAGAACGAGAUGGAGGAGAGAGAGCGACAUUUGAAGUCAAUGGAACUACCGUCGUUUGUUGGGAAGCACGAGGUGCACAGUGUGGGCAUCAUCCCCGAGGACGAGUGCAUACCUGAUCACACAAGUUUUCGGACCAUUGGCCCACCGUUAGCAUCGAUACGACCGAGGAUGGAGUCAAGGCUGCCCAAUUACACCUCUUAG